AUGGAGGAUAUAAAUCAGGGACGAACAGCAUUACACAUGGCUGUUCAUAACUAUAAUUCAAACAUCAUCACAACUUUAAUCGAAUAUGGAUGUAAACCAGAUGAAAAAGAUGAAGAGGGAAAGACAGCAUUACACUUGGCUUUCAGUGUUCAUUUGUGUAAUCCAGAUAUCUUUACAACUUUACUUAAACAUGGCUGUAACCUAAAUGAAAAAGACAACACGGGGAACACAGUAUUACACUUGGCUUGCAGCAAACAUUUGCGGAAUGCAGACAUCAUUAAAACUUUACUAAAACAUGGCUGUAAUCCAGAUGAAAAAAACAAAGAGGGGAACACAGUAUUACACUUGGCUUGCGGCGAACAUUUGCAGGACGUAGACAUCAUUAAAGCUUUACUUAAACAUGCCUGUAAUCCAGAUGAAAAAGACAAUCAGGGGAAGACAGCAUUACACUUGGCUUGCAGCGAACAUUUGCAGGAUGUAGACAUCAUUAAAGCUUUACUUAAACAUGGCUGUAAUCCAGACGUAAAAGACAAUCAGGGGAAGACAGCAUUACACUUGGCUUUCAGUGUACAUUCGCGUAAUCCAGACAUCUUUACAACUUUACUUAAACAUGGCUGUAACCUAGAUGAAAAAGACAACAAGGGGAACACAGUAUUACACUUAGCUUGCAGAGAACAUUUGCGGAAUGCAGACAUCAUUAAAACUUUACUGAAACAUGGCUGUAAUCCAGAUGAAAAAGACAAUCGGGGUAACACAGCAUUACACUUGGCUUGCAGUGUAAAGUUGUGGAAUCCAGACCUCAUUAAAACUUUACUUCAACAUGGCUGUAGCCCAGAUAAAGAAGACAACGAGGGGAACACAGUAUUACACUUGGCUUGCAGCGAACAUGUGCGGAAUGCAGACAUCAUUAAAACUUUACUGAAACAUGGCUGUAAUCCAGAUGAAAAAGACAAUCGGGGGAACACAGCAUUACACUUGGCUUGCAGUGUAAAGUUGUGGAAUCCAGACCUCAUUAAAACUUUACUUCAACAUGGCUGUAACCCAGAUGAAGAAGACAACGAGGUACAAUAA
Mytilus trossulus (common blue mussel) is the source of this 1071-nucleotide messenger RNA. Its product is annotated as putative ankyrin repeat protein RF_0381. Gene Ontology annotation, biological process: positive regulation of transcription by RNA polymerase II. Gene Ontology annotation, cellular component: nucleus. The coding region runs from base 1 to 1071 and encodes 356 amino acids. The record is from RefSeq and is a predicted model, not a curated record. The transcript is spliced from 11 exons. Gene Ontology annotation, molecular function: protein binding; transcription cis-regulatory region binding. Lineage: Eukaryota; Metazoa; Mollusca; Bivalvia; Mytilida; Mytilidae.